Messenger RNA from Chelonoidis abingdonii (Abingdon island giant tortoise), 444 nucleotides. The record is from RefSeq and is a predicted model, not a curated record. NCBI's taxonomy places the organism in Eukaryota, Metazoa, Chordata, Testudines, Testudinidae.
AUGGAAGUAUUCAAAAUUAUUAAAGGGGCCGAAAAAGCAGAAGAUGGAGGAGGGCAGAAUUGGGUGCUGAAGGUUCAGUCCUCAGCUGGGCCUGGUCCUCCUCCCACUCUGCCCCCAGCCCUGUCUGUGCCUUGCAGGUUGGACCAGACGUUCACAGUGAAGGUGGCGGAUUUCGGCCUGGCCCGGGAUGUCUUUGAUAGGGAAUAUUACAGUAUCCGGCAUCACCGCCAGGCCAAGCUGCCCGUCAAGUGGAUGGCGCUCGAGAGCCUGCAGAUCCAGAAAUUCACCACCAAGUCGGACGUGUGGUCCUUCGGAGUCCUCCUGUGGGAGCUGCUGACACGUGGGGCCCCACCAUACCCCGAGGUGGAUCCCUACGACAUAACGCACUACCUUCUGAGUGGCCGGCGCCUGCCGCAGCCUGAGUACUGCCCGGACUCACUGUGA